This is a messenger RNA of Gasterosteus aculeatus aculeatus (three-spined stickleback), 2926 nucleotides long. RefSeq names its product HMG box domain containing 4a (gene hmgxb4a). NCBI's taxonomy places the organism in Eukaryota, Metazoa, Chordata, Actinopteri, Perciformes, Gasterosteidae. The record is from RefSeq and is a predicted model, not a curated record.
CGCCCCAGUGGAGACUAAGACACGAGCAGAGUUGAAUGCAUGUUUUGCACUUUAUUUUGUGCACUUGAGAGGAGCGCGGCCUAGCUCUGAGUGAAAGCCUCGGGCUUUCCUCACUCGCUGUCACCGGCGGGCUGAGGCCGCGCUCAGCGAGACCCGCUCCAGUGCUGGAAAUGUUGCGAAGCUAACGACUCAAAGUGAACGGAGAGGGGGUGUGUUUGUGUGUCUUGAUGAAAGUAGGCGGGAGUUUGUCUAGCUAUGGUUUGUUUUACUGUUUUGCCGGUGACCGACCACAGCAUUAUUCUAACAUAGGGCAUCCUGUAUUUUCCUUCAAUUAGCAGCCAUUCAUUACGGAACUUGCAUACUUUUGGGUAGCGUUGUGUUCGGCUUACCUACAGCUCAGCGCGGGACUAAACCGCUCAGAAUCCUGCCUUACGUUGUCAGUGACGUACUGUGACAACCACACGUGUUGACAAAGCAGGAGCCAUGGCUUUUGAGGAGAUCAAGAAUAAAGGAGGAAUUGAUGUGGGGAUGGAAGGAGACAGAGGCCUUGUAGCUGGGCGUAGCCAGAGAGAGAAGAGGAGGUCGUACAAGGACCUGUUAAGGGAGGAAGAGGAGAUCGCUGCUCAGGUCCGAAAGUCUUCCAAAAAACGACCCAAGGAUUCGGAGUUGUUUGCGCUUGGAGGGGACUCGCACAAAAAGAAGAAGAAACAUAGUGAUGAUUACUAUUACAGAGACCACGAUGGUUUAGGUCCACCUUCCCACAAGAAAAAGCACAAGUCUGUAGACCGCUCCCCUACCAUCUCGUCCCCCUCAUCCUCCCUCCCUACAGACACAGCCAUGGGCCUCCUGCAGGCCAUCACCUCUCCGCUGGCAACGGGUUCAGAACCCAGCCCCCACUUACACAAGAAACCCUCCUACCCGCCCUUCUCCUCGCACUCUUCCAAGGACCGCAAACGUGAGGGCGGUGGCGGAAGCAAAGGGAGCCACUCCUUCUCCCACUCCCGCCCCGCUGCCUCGUCAUCAUCGUCCUCCAAGAAGCACUCGUCGUCUUCCUCAAAGUCGUCACUAUUCCACGGCGGAGCGCCCAAAGAGGAGCCGUUGACGUUACGCGAGGCCGACGGUCUGAAGAUGAAGCUCAUCAUGUCGCCAGAGAAAGAGGAAGGGGAGAGCUCCCCGUUCACGUCCCACCCGUCCAAAGGAGGCGGAAAGAAGGAGAAGGAUAGAGACAGGAUGCAGCACUCAAAGGCGCCCAAGAAGAAAGUGCAGCAGAGUCGAGAUCCGCUGCCUGUCGUCGGGAAAGAGGUGGAGGUGGAAGGUCAUUAUGGAGGGGGCAUGGGAGACGACAGCUCGUCAUCAGGGGGGGAGCUGGAGGCAGGUGAACUGGUUAUAGAUGAUUCCUACACACACAUGUCAAAAAAGAAGAAGAAGAGCAAAAAAAGCAAGAAGAAGAAGGACAAAGAAAAGGACAGAGACAAGGAAAAAAGUGGGAAGGACAAAAAGCACAGCAAAGGAUUUGGAGACUCAUCCAGGGGCCACAGCCACUCCCACCCCACCGUCACACACAGCGCCGUCGGCCCGAUGUACGCCAUGGGCACGCCCGUCCCCCCGCACCACCACCCGGGCAACGAUGGAGUGACAGAGAAGAAGAAGAAGAAAGAGGAGAAAGAUCGGGAAAAGCACGAGAAGGAAAAAGAUAAGCCCAAGAAGAAGAACACAACAGCGUAUCAGGUGUUCUGUAAGGAGUACAGGGUCAACAUCAAUGCCGAACAGCCAGGGCUGGUCUUUGGGGAGCUCAGCAAAAGGCUGGCAGAGGUGUGGAAGGCGAUGCCAGAGAAAGACAAACUGGUCUGGAGGCAGAAAGCUCAGUAUCUGCAGCAUAAGCAGAACAAAGCCGAGGCCACCACAGUCAAACACAAGAGUGCCAGCGACGGCAAGAGCAAAGCUGUGGGAGCGGCAACAGGGAUGGUGUCACCAAACCGAGCGGCCGGCGCGUUGUCGCUGUCCCCGGCACGAGUCCCAGAUGUUGAUCCCAUCGAUGGGGCGGCUCACCUGCAGCUGCUGGGAGAGUCCCUGUCCCUGAUUGGCCAUCGGCUACAGGAGACGGAGGGGAUGGUGGCAGUGUCCGGGAGUCUGUCCGUUCUUCUGGACUCCAUCUUGUGCGCGCUGGGACCUCUGACCUGUCUCACCGCGCAGAUACCACAGCUCAACGGAUGUCCUCGGAACGUCCUGUCGAAUACGUUGGAUAAUAUCGCCUACAUCAUGCCCGGGCUGUGAGGAGAGGGUGAUAAUCAAAGUUGAGCUACAUGGGGUCAGAGGUCGGCAGUUUGGACCAGAGCGGUCCGUGACAGCAGUGACCGCGGGACUGUAAUUUAAGCCACUUCCUCGGCAACUGGGAUCUUGGAUAUUUCUAGCGUCAACGUUUUUUAAAGUGUAUUUUUUUAAAAACCCUGCUCUCUUAAUUUUUUCUAAUUGUUAUAUUUUUUAAAUGAAACAUUUUACUGAACACGUUGUCUUGGCAUGCCAGCUUAGUUUUAUUGUUCAUGUACAGUGUGUUGUAAAAAUGAGUAGUGUGAAUGUAGUGAGUGUAUGCGUGCAGUUGUUUAUUUAGUGUGUUUGACUGUUGACUUUUCUGUCUAGAUAUUUGAUUUUGUUUUUUUACUGAAAAGUACAGGAACAUGUAAGUAAUUUGGUCACGAUCAACAUAAUAUAUUUGACAGCUGCUCUGUUUUUCUUUUACCGUGUAAACAAUGCUGUCAUGCCUUGGUGUUUUAUACAUUAGAUAUUUUACUGUGCAUCCUGCAUUUAGAUUUGGACUGCUCCGUAGAAAAGGAAACAACUCUUGGUGCAACUUUGUUUUAAAUCAUAAGCUGAUCAAGUCACUGUCACAUUUAACAACAUGGCAACAUUAAAGCAGUUUCCAAAGUCA